Racocetra fulgida is the source of this 337-nucleotide messenger RNA. The record is from the annotation of a GenBank genome assembly. NCBI's taxonomy places the organism in Eukaryota, Fungi, Glomeromycota, Glomeromycetes, Diversisporales, Gigasporaceae.
ACUCUAGUCACUAUUAAUGACCAAAAUGCAUCUUCUACAAAAGAUAAAAAAUCUAUUAUUACCGAUUCCACAUCUGAACCAAUACACAGCUCAACCCAGCUACAGAAAAGUAAGUCUAAAUAUAUAUUUAAAUCUCUAACAGAGUCUGUGUCAUCCAUAACGUCUUCACAACAAGAUAUUGUUGAUGAUGAUCUGGCUAGUAUCCUUGAAUUCAUAGAAACAAUAUAUAAAGAAAAUGAAAUAUCUGCAGGUGAUAGCCAAGAUGAUGCAUUCCCAUCCACCCAAGAUCAUGACUCCAUAUCUUCAGAAUAUGCAACUGAAAUUUUGCUGACCUCAG